UCUGGGGAAACAGAAACAAACAAACAAAAGAUUGAAUUUAAUUAUUAAUUUAAAGGAAACACAGACCAAAAGUCGACACUUUUACUGAAAUUAGAAAAGUUUCCACAUAACAUUGCUGGCUGGAUGUUUGCUGUGGUUAUAGAUUCUCUGUGCGAUAAUUUUCGAGAAAACAACCACAAUGGGUGGUCACUGUUGUACGCCGUUCCCACACUCUAACGAUGUAAAUGGCGACAAAUAGGAGUCUUUAAAAAAAAAAUUCUAAUUGAAAAUAUUACGCCAGCAGAAUUUAGAAGACACACAAUUUAUGGCUUACAUUGAAUCACACAAUGCAAUCGAUUCAAAUAAAAAAUUUAUCUACAAAUUCAAUGGAUUCGAGUCACGAAGUAAAAGGCGAACAUCCAUCAGUGGUGAUUAUUGGCGCUGGUAUGGCAGGAAUAUCGGCCGCUGAAACAUUACUCAAAAAUGGAAUUGCAAAUAUCAAAAUUCUUGAAGCUAGUGAGAGAUAUGGCGGACGUGUUUAUACAAAAAUGUGGAACAACGGUCGUUGUGAGCUGGGAGCCAAAUGCGUUGAUUUUCCAGUCGACGAAAGAGUUUUCCAGACCUAUGGAGACAUGAGGAUAUGUAGUGAUAAGUCACCGGAUUUGAAGUUUUUUAAAAGUGAUGGCACUUUGAUUGAUGUUAAGAUCAGUGCAUGUGUAAGGGAAGAGUUUUCUAAUUUAAAAGAUUCCUUCGGACAUAUGAAAUCUAUAAUCGAUCCGUCAACGGAUAAUUUAACGAGCAUAAUCAGAAAUGUACAGAAGAAAUGCACGCAUUCUAAAACAGACGAUGUGCUGUGUGUAAUCUACGCAGUUUUGAAUUCACUUCGCUCUCGGUUUGGAACUGACCUGCAAAAUGUUAACUUAGAUCUUAGCAAGAAUAAGAUUCUGAAGAACAACAAAAUCGACCUUCCGUCUGGUUGUUCCAGCUUUUUCGACACCGCUAUUACACCGGAAAUCAAAGACCUAAUUCUUUUGGGUUCCCCUGUCGGAUCGAUAAAACGGAUGUACCAAUGUCCACAACGGUUCAUCCGAACUGAAAUUUUGAAUGGAAGGUCUAUCGAUUCAGAUUACGUUAUUUGUACAAUACCACUGCCAACAUUAAUGGCAUUGGGAAAUGAUAUGUUCAGUCCACCGUUGUCGCAGAUCAAAUUUUAUUCGAUGAAAAAGAUUGGCAUUGGAAAUGUUGAGAGAAUUUUUUUAUUGUUCCGUGAACCAAUCGCUGCUUGGUUCGACGGUCCAUUGAAUUUUGCUUGGCAUCCGAAUGAGUUGGAAAAUAGAAAUCAUUGGUCGACUGGAAUUUGUACAGUAACAGAACUUGUUAAUGGGAGUAAUAUUUUGGAAAUUACGGUAGCCGGAUUCCAGGCCGAAGAUGUAUGUCUAUCUUCAGAUGAAAAAGCUGUGUCCGAUAUCCACUCAAUUCUACGAAAAUUUUUAGGAAACGCUAAAAUUCCUUAUCCAAUUGACAUUCUACGUUCGCAAUGGUCCAAAGAUAUACGUACGUUAGGCAGCAUUGUCUAUCCUAAAGGCAGCGCUACCAUUGACGAUUUGGUAACACAAGAACAAACGGGUGAUUACGGAUGCCCCGAUUAUCCACGACUGUUAUUUGCUGGAGAUUCAACGAUAAGUGAACAUUUUGGUACGAUUCAUGGGGCUAGGUUAAGUGGUAUUCGAGAAGCAAAUCGUAUAGUGGAGAACGUCCAUACCGGCACUUUUAGACGAAAUUAUACCUUCCGAUAAGUCAAUAAAUUGUUUUGCCAAAUAUUUGUUUCUGUAAUUAAAGACAGGUGAACAGAUGCGCU
Messenger RNA from Bradysia coprophila, 1837 nucleotides. RefSeq names its product protein anon-37Cs-like. The record is from RefSeq and is a predicted model, not a curated record. Gene Ontology annotation, molecular function: polyamine oxidase activity. NCBI's taxonomy places the organism in Eukaryota, Metazoa, Arthropoda, Insecta, Diptera, Sciaridae.